This is a messenger RNA of Temnothorax curvispinosus, 2244 nucleotides long. RefSeq names its product TBC1 domain family member 20. The transcript is spliced from 5 exons. The record is from RefSeq and is a predicted model, not a curated record. Bases 344 to 1723 code for a protein of 459 amino acids. Gene Ontology annotation, cellular component: endoplasmic reticulum membrane. NCBI's taxonomy places the organism in Eukaryota, Metazoa, Arthropoda, Insecta, Hymenoptera, Formicidae. Gene Ontology annotation, biological process: positive regulation of GTPase activity; endoplasmic reticulum to Golgi vesicle-mediated transport. Gene Ontology annotation, molecular function: GTPase activator activity.
UUAAUAUUACAAAUAUUACGUUCGAAUUUUUCCAAUCACGUGAGUUUUUUUUUAACCGCCGAGCGCCUCGUCGGUAUCGCAGCUAACUUCACAGGAUGACAGCGGCGGAUUCGCGGCUGGCUGGCGUCUCUGGUGUAGCGUGAACACGGUGUGUGUGUAGUGGUGUGUGUCAUUUGCUGUUGCUGUCAUUCCUGACAGCUCAUCGGGAGCCAUCGGGAGCGAUCUCAGCGAUCUGUUUAAGCUCGACGAGUUUCCGGGAGUCCCGAACUAAAUUAUCAGUGUUAUGACGCGCGCUCGGGCGCGUCUGGCGUAGAAACCCAUCCGGCGGCAAUCGAACGAAAUAAUGGAGGCCGAGAACGAGGAGGUCGCGCAGCCCGCGACGUCGACGCCAACCGAGAACCAUAACCACAACAAACUUCGCAGACGGAACGUGCCCGAGUCGUCGGCCAAGACGACGGAUGACUCGGCGACGAGCGAUCGCGUGCCCCUCGUGAUCCUGCCCGAUUCCACGAGAGCGUGGCACGGCGGCGCCGUGCCGCGGAUACCGGACCCCGCCGACGUGGCCGCGAUCGCGGGCAAGCAGCGGAACGGCGUGCUAACUCACGAGGACGAUCGCGGCGCGACUACGGACGCCCUGACGAGCCGCGAGAGGAUGAAGAUGAGCGUCAUCCGCGGCAGCGUCGCCAAUCCGGAUCUCACGUUAGGAGAGCUAAGACUGCUCGGCUGCAGUAGCGAGGGCUUCGUUAAUGAUGAUGUACGAAGGGUACUGUGGCCGAAGCUUUUGCGACUGGCGCAACCGGAGCCCGCGCCUGUUGACGGACUAGAAACUGUACAUACUUAUAUACCAAACGAGAUUUACCAGCAGAUAUUGAAGGAUGUGGCGCGUAGCGGCAGUCAUAUCUCGCAGAGCGCAACGGAAAAGGAGACGGAAAGUUUCCAGGAGCAGUUAACUCAGCUUAUGUGCUGGGUACUUCAUAGACAUUCCCAUUUGAAUUACUACCAGGGAUACAAUGAUGUAGCGGCGACUGUGUUACUUGUGAUGGGAUUACAAGCGGGCUUACACGUGCUUGAAAGUAUCUCGCUAGAAUUCCUGGAAAGAUUCAUGGAAAAGACUAUGGAAAAAGUGAAUCAAGAAUUAUUCUUUAUAUUUGCGUUGCUGGAGAGAGUACACCCUACUCUUUUGGAACACUUAGAAAAUGUAGAACUGUUUCCACACUUUGCCUUGGCUGAGUACACAACAUGGUAUGCGCACAAGUAUGCGGAAAAUCGAAAAUUGUUACAUAGAUUGUUUGAUUUUUUCCUGGGUAGUCCCCCGCUCAUGCCUCUCUAUUUAAGUACAGUAAUAGUUGCACAUAGAGCUACAGAAAUUUUCAGUACCACACCUGACAUGGGGCACACACAUAAGGUGUUAUGUACGUUGCCCGACGACUUGCCAUUUGAAACCCUUAUGGUAGAAGCAAAGAACCUAUAUCGACAAUAUCCUCCUGAGUCUAUCAGUAACGAUGUCAGGGAUUAUGAUCAUAAGAGAAAAAUUAAAGAGCAAGAAUGGAAGGCAAAAGCAGAAGCGAGCCGUCAAGAGAGAGAAAGACAACGAAAAUUAAAAAUUGUCCAGUCAACGCCAAGGAUAUCUUAUCGCAUUAGAAGUUACAAAACCAUCACCGUUGUGACCAUUUUAGCUUUGGGAAUAUAUGCUUUCAUACGAUCUUCGACAGGGCUUAACUGACAUUAAGAGAUAUUAUUUGUUGUAACAAAUUCGAAUUUUUUUACAUAUUUUCUAAAAUAUAGACCCUCCACUUCUUUGAUAUAUCGCUGAGAUUUGGAACAAAGAUUUCAAAGUAGUAAGAUUGUAUAAAAGCAAGCACCAAAGAAAUUAAGGAGCAAGGAGUAAUGUGUUGCUAGGAAUAAUUGAGAAAGGUUUGGUUAUCAAUAUUUGAGUAAAUCUGUUCUAGGACACAUGAGUCAGAAUCUUGUGCAUUCCUACGCUGCCUUUAUGCUGUGUUCUGGAAGUUCAAGGUUGACCUGAACUUUUUAAUAUGUUUAAAAAAAAUCACAAAUAUAUAAAAAUUUAGAGGACAGCAACAAUUUCAAAUAUUCAGAAUUGCUAAAAGUUUGGACCUAAAUGAGAUAUCUAAUAAAACGUAUACAAAAGUUUUGUGCAUGAUAUGUAUAUUGAUUAUAAUUAUGUUACAAUCUGUGAUUAGAAGAAAUUUUAUCUAUUUGUAAUUAUAUAUACAUUUGCCAAGA